This is a messenger RNA of Pteronotus mesoamericanus, 1614 nucleotides long. It is a transcript of the gene TRIM65, whose product is annotated as tripartite motif containing 65. Gene Ontology annotation, molecular function: protein binding; zinc ion binding. The record is from RefSeq and is a predicted model, not a curated record. The coding region runs from base 1 to 1572 and encodes 523 amino acids. The transcript is spliced from 6 exons. Lineage: Eukaryota; Metazoa; Chordata; Mammalia; Chiroptera; Mormoopidae. Gene Ontology annotation, biological process: positive regulation of autophagy.
AUGGCCAAGGAACUACUGGAGGACACACUGACGUGCGCCAUCUGCCUGGGGCUCUACGAGGACCCGGUGACUCUGCCCUGCGGCCACAACUUCUGCAGGGCUUGCAUCUGGGACGGGUGGGGUCGCCUGGAGAAGGCUUGCCCGCAGUGCCGGGAGCCCUUCCCCGAAGGCGCUGACCUGCGCCGCAACGUGGCGCUCAGCGACGUGCUCGAGGUGGUGCGCGCCGAGCGCCGCCAGGCCCCCGGCCCCGCCGCGGCCCCACACCGGGACACCGGUGCCGACACCGUCGCUCGCUGUCCCCUGCACGGGCGGCCGUUCGAGCUCUUCUGCCGCACAGAGGGCCGCUGUGUGUGCAGCGCGUGCACCGUGAGCGUGUGUCACUUCCACGAGAGGGCGCUGAUGGACGCUGAGCGCGGGAAGCGCGAGGCCCAGCUGAGAGCCAUGCUGGAGGUUGCCCGGCAGCAGGCCGCCCAGGCUGAGAGCCAGCUACAGGAACUGCAGCAGCAAAGCAGCCAGAUCCAGAGCUCGGCCUGCACCCUGGCUUCCAGGGUCUCUGGCAAGUUCAGCUGCCUGAUGCAGGCCCUGGAGAUGCGUCGGGACUUGGUGCUGAGGGACCUCAACGUGGCCAAGACGCGGGCACUGGCACAGGCCCGGGAGGAGGAGCAGCGACUACGGGACCACCUGGAGGCUGCGACUCGCUUCGACCGCAGGAUCCAGGACCUCCUGGGGCAGCUGGACGACCGAACCUUCCUCCAGGAAUCGCAGCUCCUGGCAGCCCCAGAGCCCCUGGGGCCACUGACCCCUCCACAGUGGGACGCAGAUAAGCAGCUGGGUGGCCUGAAGGAGUGUCUGAGCCAGCUUUGCGGCCUCCUCUUGGAUGAGGGUGGCUCCCACGGGGCACCAGCUGACACUGCUGACUUGGUUCCCAUGGAGGCCCCAGGUGCUGUGGCAUCGGUCCCAAGCCCAGUUUGUCCGCUGAGGAGGAAACUCUGGCAGAAUUAUCGCAACCUGACCUUUGACCCAGAGAGCGCCAACCGCCACCUUUACCUGUCUCAGCAGGACCAGCAGGUAAAGCACUGCCGGAAGCCCCGGGGCCCGGCCGAGCCGCGCAGUUUCGAGCUCUGGCAGGUCCAGUGUGCCCAGAGCUUCCAGUCGGGACGGCACUACUGGGAGGUGCAUACAUCCAACCACUCAGUGACGCUGGGCGUCGCCUACCCAGAACUGACGCGGCAGAAGCAGGGGCCCUACACAGACAACAUCGGCCGAGGGCCCAGCUCGUGGGGGCUCUGCAUCCAGGAGGACAGCACCCAGGCCUGGCACAACGGGGAGGCCCGGCGCCUCCCAAGGGUGUCGGGGAAGCUCCUGGGCAUGGACUUGGACCUGGCCGCCGGCCACCUCACCUUCUACAGCCUGGAGCCCAGGGUCGAGCGCCUGCACACCUUCCAUGCCAUCUUCACCCAGCCCCUCUGCCCCAUCUUCUGGCUCCUGGAGGGUAGGACCCUGACCCUGUGCCACAGGCCUGAGGCCAGGCUCCCUCCAGGGCUCCAAGAAGAGACCUCCGGGCUUACCUGAGGAAGGCCCGGAUGGCAGCCUCGCCUGGGGACAGGUGCCAGC